Trifolium pratense (red clover) is the source of this 1384-nucleotide messenger RNA. RefSeq names its product exosome complex component RRP43. The transcript has 9 exons. Gene Ontology annotation, cellular component: cytoplasmic exosome (RNase complex); nuclear exosome (RNase complex). Gene Ontology annotation, biological process: nuclear mRNA surveillance; U1 snRNA 3'-end processing; nuclear polyadenylation-dependent rRNA catabolic process. NCBI's taxonomy places the organism in Eukaryota, Viridiplantae, Streptophyta, Magnoliopsida, Fabales, Fabaceae. The coding region runs from base 253 to 1161 and encodes 302 amino acids. The record is from RefSeq and is a predicted model, not a curated record.
UAAGUAGGUAGGACCGUCUGUACAUGGAUUGUCCAAAUACCCGUCCAGCCCAAUACAUAUAUAAAACCGGUCAACUACAAUGGGUACUGGGUUAACCCGGAUCCAAGUAACCCGUAAACCCGGCUUAAAUAGAAGAAAAAGAGAGGUAAAAAAAAAAAACCGAACCAAUUCCUUCUUCGCCUGAAAAACCACCGAAGCUCUCUUUCACUCUCCACUGCGCCGUCACCGGAAAACUCUUUCUCGCUAAAAAGAAUGAGUGUUCCAAAUGCAACGGAGGAUUUGUCGUCUGAAGUGGAGGUUGAUGCGUUUCGACGCCUUUUUCCGGUUCGAUAUUUUGAGAGGCAUCUUUCUGAAUCUAUUCGUCCUGAUGGUAGACCAUUAAAGGAAGCUAGAGAUACUAGUAUAUUUCUUGGUUCUGUUGCAUCUGCUAAUGGAUCAGCCCUUGUGAAGAUUGGAUCCACGACUAUGUUGACUGCUAUUAAAAUGGAAGUCAUGACUCCUUCUUUGGAGACACCGGAUGAGGGUUGCUUAGCUAUUGAUUUCCACAUGCCUGCGAUUUGUUCUCCGAUUGUUAGGCCUGGCAGGCCUGCUGAAGCAGAGCCGGUUGUGUCAAAGCAGUUGUCCGACACCAUUUCAAGUUCUGGAAUGAUUGAUUUGAAAGAAUUGUCGUUGGUUAGUGGAAAAGCUGCAUGGAUGGCAUACUUGGAUAUCUAUUGUUUGGAUGCUGAUGGGGCUCUUUUUGACACUGCUUUACUUUCUGCAGUUGCUGCCUUAUCUCAUGUGAAAAUUCCUGCUGUUGCCAUGAAUGAUGACAGCAAAAUAGUAUUGAUGUCUGAUGAAGACGGAAAGAAGCAGGCAAAUGAGCAAGUCAAUAAGGAGAAGAGGAAGCUUACAUUAAAAAGCAUUCCAUUAUCGUUAACAUGCAUACUUCACAAGAGCUACAUCUUGGCAGAUCCUACCGCAGAAGAAGAAUCAAUAAUUGAAACCCAUGUGACAAUUGUUUUGGAUACACAUGGUCAACUAGUAUCUCUUUACAAGCCUGGUGGGCCAGUUCUUGCCUAUACUUCUGCUAUUCAGGACUGUGUUGCCUUGACCAGGCAAAGAGUAAAGGAACUAAAAAGCUUCUUAGACGAAGCAAAUUCUGCUAUGGAGGUUGAGUAGAAUUAUAAAUUAAUCUUAACAAUUUUGAGUGGUUACUGAAAUGUGUUUGUACAUUCUAAAUUAAGGUACUACCGUGGGGUUGUUUUAUUUUGAAAUAUCAUUUUCAUGAAAUUUUUAAUCUAUGAUAUAUAAUUUAUUGUCAGUCUGGUCAGUAAUUUUUGGGUUCCAUUCCAGUUGUACAGGAGAGGAGUUAGAAAGUAUAUCUAUAACUCUUUGGCUUAAA